Messenger RNA from Magallana angulata, 1036 nucleotides. RefSeq lists its product as uncharacterized. The record is from RefSeq and is a predicted model, not a curated record. The transcript is spliced from 3 exons. Lineage: Eukaryota; Metazoa; Mollusca; Bivalvia; Ostreida; Ostreidae. The coding region runs from base 1 to 960 and encodes 319 amino acids. Gene Ontology annotation, molecular function: protein binding.
AUGUACCUUCAAAAUACACUUCAUAGAAUCAUUUUGUCCAUUCUGGGUAUUAUAACGGUAACAGGGAACGCUGUAAACUUGACUGAUGUCAUUCACGGUUUCCCUGGACACAACGUCGACCCUGCUGACAUGAUGCAAACGAUGCAGAUCAUGAUGCAAAUGCUCUUAAACCAAACUACAGAGAUAGAACAUCUGAAGCAACAAACUGCAAAGAUAGAAAUUCUCUACCAACAGACUGAAAAAGACAGAUCUACAAUACAAAUGCUACAGAACAGAGUGUUCUUUCUGGAAGCGGAACAAAGCGAACUAUCCAAACUUCCUUCUUCUCAGGAAUUUUCUACGUAUUUGAGUGGUAUGAACCAUUUAACAAAAAAAUCGGUCGAAAGCGAGGCAAAAGUUAAUAACUUAACACGCCAGAUUAGUAGCCAAAACAUGAAGUUGGAAAACCUCAGACAGCAAUCAGAAAUAGACAGAUCAACAAUACAACGACUGAACGAGUCGUUGAUUAGUGCAAUACGCGAUGUCCAUGACCAAACUGCAAAAAACGGUAGCAACCAUGCAUUUUCAGCGGGUAUACCAUCAAGUAACUCUGUUUGGUCAAGUGGCACUCUAGUGUUUCCGGAUGUAAUCUACAGCAAAGGAACAGGCUACGACCCCAGUACUGGUAUCUUUACAGCGCCGACAGCAGGGACUUAUGUGUUCUAUAUCUGUGUACAGUCUAAUCACAAUCUAUCUAUCCAACUAGACAUAGUUUUGAAUGGUUCUAGCAAAGUCCAGGCUAUGGCUUGGUCCGACAUUGGGAGCAGCGUUACAAUUUACCAGACCGGUACCAACUUAGUUAAGGUCUUCCUUAUCUUAUAUCUUCAGAUUGGGGACAGAGUGUGGGUCAGACGAAGAUAUGGCACCGGAUAUUUUAGUGAUUCUUCAUACACAACAACGUUUUCUGGAUUCAAAAUUUAGUGAAAAUAAUUUUAGGUAGAGCUUUUGUGCAUGAUAAAGAAAUAUUCAUGUUAAACUUUAAUUUUUAUUCGAUUUA